Molecule: messenger RNA, 1059 nt
Organism: Phymastichus coffea
Lineage: Eukaryota; Metazoa; Arthropoda; Insecta; Hymenoptera; Eulophidae
Exons: 8
Coding region: 1-987 (328 amino acids)
Biological process (GO): cell-matrix adhesion
Cellular component (GO): basement membrane
Source: RefSeq, a predicted model, not a curated record
AUGUUACGUAAAUUUUCUCUAAGUUCUUAUUCUAUUUUUAUAGUCAUCUUUUCUGUUUAUGCGAUUCUGUUUUCAGAAUUCAAUGCAGAAAAAUGUGAACCAGCAGGAUUGAACAAAACAUGCUCCUGCGGAAAAUGUUUUCCUGGAUUGUUUUGCAACAAAAGUGAAAUUUGUACCAUUGACAUUGGUAGUUGUAUCUCACAUCAGUGGAUUGAUGGUAAAUGGAAACCGAAGUGCGAAAUAGAUGGUACUUAUUCGCCUGUACAAUGCAAAGGGGAAUUUUUAAAUGGACGAUGUUUUUGUUAUAAUUCUACUGGAUCAAGAAUUUUCGGAUGGUCUUGGUGGAAGUUUGCCGAAAAUAUGACAUGUAGUUGCAGUCUUCAUUCAGAGAAAUUGAGCAUUGACAGAGAAGAUGUGUCCUUGCAUUGUGCAGAAAAUGGAAAUUAUGAAGAGAUGCAAUGCGACAAUGGCUUAUGCUGGUGUGUAGAACCGAUGUCAGGCAAACCGACACAACGAGUUUAUCCCGAAUCAAUGAUGACAUAUUUACCUUGCUAUAAUAAAAGGAACAUAGGUUAUAAAUAUUUACGACAAUGUGAAAGUAAAAGCGUUGCCAGGGCUAAAUUACUUAAACGUUUGAAGUACCACGGGCAUGAAUUUUUUAACGUAGAAAAAGUUUUUUGCGAUAAAGAUGGAACUUAUGGAUAUUAUAAUAUCAACGGCAAAUACAUACAGUGUUCAUGGAAAGACGGUAAAAGAAUCGAUAUUUAUCAGGCUGAAAUUAAAAACAUUAAAAAUAUAAAUUGCAAUUGUGCUCGUGAUUCUAUCAUAUUUGCUGAAUCUAAAGUUGAAUUUAGAUCAACUUGUAGUAGUAAUGGAAAUUAUGACUUUCUUCAAAAUACGAAUGAAUAUCCGUUUUGUAUCGAUAGUGAUGGCUUUUUCACAGGAAAAAUAGGCAAUAUUGGAGAAGAAUUAACAUGCAAUGGUUAAAUGGAGCGAAUAUUUAACAGUAUUAUGUUUCAUAGAAGAAAAUAAAAAGAUCCGAUAUCUACAAUAGAGGAA